CGGAGCUGGACUGAACGACUGGAUACUAGAAAACUACUAAUAUCCGACAGCUGGCCAGAAUCGAAAAAGUGUGGAGUCGUGUCAUUGGCUGGCUGAAGAUGGAUGUGCGGCAUGUUUGCUGCGUGUUAGUCACCAGCUGUCUGCUCCUCUCAUCAUCAGCUCAUAAUGACUUCUUCACCUCCAUCGGUCAGAUGACUGAUCUGUUGUUCACAGAGAAGGAUCUGGUGGCCUCAUUGAAAGACUACAUUAAAGCAGAGGAGAGUAAACUGGAGCAGGUCAAGCAAUGGGCAGAGAAACUUGAUGCCCUAACUGCCAUUGCAACACAAGAUCCUGAGGGUUUCUUGGGCCACCCAGUGAAUGCAUUCAAACUGAUGAAGAGACUCAAUACAGAAUGGGGUGACGUGGAGGACCUGGUCCUCAAAGACAUGUCUGAUGGGUUCAUCUCAAAUUUGACCAUUCAGCGGCAGCAUUUCCCCAACGAUGAGGACCAGACAGGUGCGGCUAAAGCCCUGCUCAGAUUACAGGACACCUAUCAGCUGGACACAAACGCAAUCUCUACAGGAGAUCUGCCCGGUACUGACUCAGGUUUGCCAUAUAAGAGUACUCUGACCGUGGAGGACUGUUUUGAGCUGGGGAAAAUUGCCUACUCUGAGACAGACUAUUACCACACCGAACUGUGGAUGGCCCAGGCUCUUAAGCAACUGGAUGAGGGCGAGGAUUCAAGCGUUGAUGUAGUGACUGUCCUGGACUAUCUCAGCUACUCUGUCUACCAGCAAGGAGAACUAGAGAGGGCUUUGGAGUAUACAAAGAGACUGCUUGCACUGGAUCCUGAACACCAGCGAGCCAACGGUAACCUCAGAUACUUUGAGUACCAGCUAUCAAAGCAAAGGAAGGCAGAGAAGGAGCAGAGUGGGACGGAGGAGGACUUAAAGGAGAGAAGAGACAAGAGAGCCGUCGCCAGGAAGAAAGACUACCUCCCCGAGAGGGACAGGUAUGAGAAGCUCUGUCGGGGAGAAGGAGUCAAGCUGACUCCACGCAGACAGAGUCGUCUGUUCUGUCGUUACUUUGACAACAGCAGGCAUCCGCGUUAUCUGCUAGGACCAGUGAAGCAAGAGGACGAAUGGGACCGUCCGCGCAUCGUCCGUUACCACGAUAUCAUUUCUGAGAAAGAAAUGGAGAAGAUCAAAGAGUUAGCCAAACCUAGGCUGCACCGAGCCACCAUCUCCAACCCCAUUACUGGUGUGCUGGAGACGGCCGAAUACCGCGUCAGCAAGAGUGCAUGGCUGGCAGCGUACGAGCAUCCCGUGGUGGACCGUGUAAAUCAGCGCAUAGAGGACAUCACUGGGCUGGACGUCACUACUGCAGAGGAGUUACAGGUAGCCAACUAUGGUGUGGGAGGCCAGUACGAGCCACACUUCGACUUUGGCCGGAAAGAUGAACCGGAUGCCUUUAAAGAGCUGGGCACAGGGAAUCGCAUCGCCACAUGGCUGUUCUACAUGAGCGAUGUAGCAGCAGGGGGCGCCACAGUCUUUCCAGAAGUAGGAGCUGCAGUAAGACCAAUGAAGGGUUCAGCCGUAUUCUGGUAUAACCUGUUUCCCAGCGGAGAAGGAGACUACAGUACGAGACAUGCAGCCUGCCCAGUACUAGUUGGAAACAAGUGGGUUUCAAAUAAGUGGAUCCAUGAACGUGGCCAAGAAUUCAGACGACCUUGCAACCUUGAGGAAACAGAUUGAUCAAAGAAGCACAACUCGCCUUCUUUCUCCUAUUCGCCCCCUCUUUUUUCAUGCUCUUCUUCACUUUCUGAGACUGCCGAACAUCCCCCUUCUCCUGAACUGGGUGGGCGAAGAGUUUUCAGGUGUUUGCUAAGACCGCAGAGCUGUUGUCACACAG
This is a messenger RNA of Chanos chanos (milkfish), 1890 nucleotides long. RefSeq names its product prolyl 4-hydroxylase, alpha polypeptide I a (gene p4ha1a). Gene Ontology annotation, biological process: peptidyl-proline hydroxylation to 4-hydroxy-L-proline. The transcript is spliced from 15 exons. Gene Ontology annotation, molecular function: L-ascorbic acid binding; protein binding; iron ion binding. The record is from RefSeq and is a predicted model, not a curated record. The coding region runs from base 99 to 1733 and encodes 544 amino acids. NCBI's taxonomy places the organism in Eukaryota, Metazoa, Chordata, Actinopteri, Gonorynchiformes, Chanidae. Gene Ontology annotation, cellular component: endoplasmic reticulum.